Molecule: messenger RNA, 1988 nt
Organism: Pecten maximus
Lineage: Eukaryota; Metazoa; Mollusca; Bivalvia; Pectinida; Pectinidae
Product: uracil-DNA glycosylase-like
Exons: 5
Coding region: 663-1583 (306 amino acids)
Biological process (GO): base-excision repair; base-excision repair, AP site formation via deaminated base removal
Cellular component (GO): mitochondrion; nucleus
Molecular function (GO): uracil DNA N-glycosylase activity
Source: RefSeq, a predicted model, not a curated record
ACAGUGGCAUGACAUGCUUAUGUAAUACGCUAGACAGUGGCAUCGAUAUAACUUUUCAAUUUACUACAGACUGGCGCAGUAAUAUACCAACAGCUGUCAUGUGACGAUUAUGGCUUCGAAAAUAAAUAGACGAAAACAUUUCGAAAUUGAACCGAUCACUUAUUCGAUGUGUCACAUUUGAACUCUAAGAAUAAUUAAAAGAGCACAUGUUAUGAAUUUAAUAUUACAUGGUUCAUUCGAAUGCAUGUAGUCUAGUGGACGUUUUGCUCUUUGGUGAAAAGAAGUCCCCUGUGUCAGAGACUUGUAUAUCACAUACAAGUCUCUGCCUGUAUCGAUCGUUUUCAUGGAAACAUACAUCUACGCGAUCGCUUGAUCAACUGCGGAAGUGCAAAAGAUCGGUUCUCAAUUCAAACUAGUUUUUCAUAAAUUCAUAUCUUGAAAAUUCCCUCGGAGAUUCGUUUCUUGGGAAAGUAAAAAGUGCAUGUAGUUUCGUUUUCCGUACAUAGUGGUAGAUAAUAGUAGAGGAGCUCUGAAUGGUCAAGUACUUUCGAUACUUUUCUGAGUUUUUCCUUAAAUUCGCCAGAGUUUGUAACUUUAUCGAUUCCUAACUCUAUGAGAGGAAAAAGAAACAAAACAUCAUAUCGUGGCAUUCAAUUUUUACUAUGCCUCCUAAACGUAAACGUGUAGUUGUAGCUAAGCAACCGAAAUAUAUUCCUAUGCCUCCUAAAUGUAAAAGUUCAGAAGACGCAGCUAAGAAGAAACCUAAGACUACAAAGAGACCUGCAAAGAAAGGAAAGGGGGACGAUAAAGGUCCAACAUCGUCGAAGAAAGCUAAAGUGACCGCUGUGGCAGACAAAAAUACUUCGGUUUUGCCAGCUGGAGGAUCUGCAGGGAGCUUAGACCUGUCAUCUUACCUUACAGACGAGGCCUGGAAAUGUGAACUCAAGGAUGUGUUUACUAAAGACUACUUUAAAGAUAUCGAGGCAAACUUAGUGAGAGAUUACGCAGCUAGGACACAAGUGUUCCCUCCUAAAGACUUAAUCUUCAAGGCAUUUAAUCUCACACCGUUUGACAAGGUAAAAGUUGUCAUUAUUGGACAAGAUCCAUACCAUGACUCUGGGCAGGCCAUGGGAAUGGCAUUUUCUGUACCACUGGGAACAAAACCACCACCGUCGUUGAAGAACAUAUAUAAGGAGUUAACCAAUGACAAGAAAAUCACAAACUUUGAGACCCCUACUCACGGAAAUUUGGAAGAUUGGGCAAAGAGAGGAGUGUUUCUACUAAAUGCUACGUUAACUGUUGAAGCCCACAAGCCUAAUUCACAUUCCAAAUAUGGUUGGCAGAAGUUCACCGAUCAAGUCAUCCGAAUUAUCAGUAAGAACUGUUCUGCUGUUGUGUUCCUUCUUUGGGGCAACUUUGCCCAUAAAAAGGAGAGUUUGAUUGAUAAAAAAAAACACUCCGUAAUCAAAACAGCUCAUCCAUCACCAUUGUCAUAUAAAAAGUUUGAGAAUUGUAAGUGUUUCUCUUUGGUUGACGAAGCACUAAUGAAGAAAAAACAAGGCAAAAUGGACUGGUCGCUAUAAUAAAAAUUCUGCAUUGUUGAAUGAAAGGCAGUUGAUCGUGAAUAUAGAAUGGGUACCAGAGAUAAAAGAUCGACACAAUACUUCAUUAUGAGGAUGGCUAUAUAUAUUGUUUUAUCUGUAGUCAAUACAAACAGGAAGUACAUUACACUAUAACACUUUUUGCUACGUUGUAUGUCACGGUUCUACGGAGUACAAUCUACAAAAACUGUUAAGAAUCUCAAAGCCAUCAAAAGCUUACUGAAAACAAAGAAUUGUUGUUCCAAUAAAAACAAAACUGCAGUCCAGGUGACUGACAGCAACAAUUAAAGGAGGUGGUGCAUAGGAGGGCUAAAUCGGCCCACGGCGUUUUUUUUCCUGGAAACAUAUUUUUGUCAAAAGCAUAAUAUCCCCGAUUAUGUGGGAGGA